Lachancea lanzarotensis is the source of this 381-nucleotide messenger RNA. RefSeq names its product LALA0S01e15874g1_1 (gene PFY1). Gene Ontology annotation, cellular component: cell cortex. Lineage: Eukaryota; Fungi; Ascomycota; Saccharomycetes; Saccharomycetales; Saccharomycetaceae. The transcript has 2 exons. Gene Ontology annotation, molecular function: actin monomer binding. The record is from RefSeq and is a predicted model, not a curated record. Bases 1 to 381 code for a protein of 126 amino acids.
AUGUCUUGGCAAGCUUACACUGACAACCUUAUUGGAACUGGCAAAAUUGACAAAGCCGCAAUCUACUCAAGAGCUGGAGACUCGUUGUGGGCUGCGUCUGGUGGGCUGAACUUACCUUCUAACGAAAUUUUGGAAAUUGCACAGGGUUUCGAGAACCCUUCAGGGUUGCAGAGCACGGGUCUGCAUGUUCAGGGCCAGAAAUUCAUGUUGAUCAGGGCUGACGACAGAAGUAUCUACGGGAGACACGAGGCCGAGGGCGUGGUCUGCGUACGUACGAAGCAGACGAUCCUGGUGACCCAUUAUCCAUCAGGAGUGCAAGCUGGUGAGGCCACCAAGAUUGUCGAGCAACUGGCAGAUUACUUGAUCGGCGUCUCAUACUAG